UCAUCAUGGCGGAGUUGCUGCUAGAUCCGGCUAUCCGUUUGUGGGUUAUUUUGCCCAUUGUAAUAAUAACGUUUCUUGUCGGAAUAAUCAGGCAUUAUCUAUCUAUGCUUCUACAGUCAAGGAAAGAUUUAGAUCUGUUACAAGUCUCCGACAGUCAAGCUUUGAUGAGGAGCAGAAAUCUUAGAGAAAAUGGAAAAUAUCUUCCUGAAGAGAGUUUUGAGGCCAGACGACAUUUCUUCAAUGACGAGACAGAAGGGUAUUUUAAAACACAGGAUAGGAAAGGACCAGUCAAGAAUCCAAUUUCAGAUCCAACAAUGAUGGUGGACAUGGCCAAAGGAAACAUUACAAAUGUUUUACCAAUGAUCCUCAUUGGAGGCUGGAUCAACUGGCAUUACUCUGGUUUCAUUACAACAAAAGUGCCAUUUCCACUAACAUUGCGAUUCAAAGCCAUGUUACAGCGUGGCAUUGAUCUCACAACCUUGGAUGCAUCUUGGGUUAGUUCUGUGUCCUGGUAUUUCAUCAACGUGUUUGGUCUCAGGAGCAUGUAUGCACUUGUUCUGGGUCAAGAUAAUGCUGCAGAUCAGACUCGUGUCAUGCAGGAACAGAUGCAGAUGCAAAUGCAGAUGCCACAAGACCCAAGCAAGGCAUUUAAGGCUGAGUGGGAGGCCUUGGAGAUUGUCCAACAUGAAUGGUCACUAGAAAAAGUUGAGGAAGAGAUGAUGGAAGACUUUUCACCAACAGACAUUAUGGACGACAUUGCUAAAGACAAAUAUGUUUGAUAGACAUCCAAAUUAUGACCCCCUGAUGUAAAAAUCCUGAUGCUUAUGUUGUCGCGGAAUCAAGAGGACUGUAUACUUCUUUGUUUUCUAAACGCGUUUAUUUUCUUCCAUCACUCCUGACAAUCUGAACAUACUAACACUCUAACGAUCUAAAACCAAUCUGCCCUUACAAUUCAGUGCUACUUCGUUUUACAGUUCUAGUUGCGAAAUAAAGUAAUUUUCCCACAAUCACGAGUUCAGUAAAUUCCCAAUCCCAAAGUACUGUAAUAUACCCUAUUUUAGUUGCAAUUUCACAAUUACACGUUUCUUUCCCUUAUUUAGUUCACUGUACGCAUGCAAAUCAGUGUUGAACUUUGUUUACAACGUUGUGAAAUAUCAUGUCACGAAAUCUUCCUAUUCGCGUUACAAUCAGUCUAGUAUUUCGUUACAUUGUGUGACAAUUUAUAACAUUAACCAUUAAUUAUAAAGAAAUCGUUCUCGACACUGUCCUUGAAAAAGUGAUGGGGCUUUGACCUGUGCCCUAUGGGGUAAAACCUGUCUAUUUGUGGUCCAAGUCAAACAAAUUUAUGUUCAUUGUGGUAGGAAAUUCUGAAACCUUAAAAAUGGUUAAUCUUCUAAAAAUUCCAAGGAACCCAGGCCCUGUGGACGAAAAAGCUGCCAAAGAUGAGAAAACGGUCGUAGUGUGGUGGAAAGGCUAGCAUAUGAAGGUGGUUGAGUUGAUGGGAAGUUUUCUUACAUUUCUCAGUUAGUAAGUGCACUGUCAUAGGGCAAUUUAGUGGGUUUUAUUUACUGUAUGGCCGGCAAAA
Pocillopora verrucosa is the source of this 1585-nucleotide messenger RNA. RefSeq names its product ER membrane protein complex subunit 3. Gene Ontology annotation, cellular component: membrane; EMC complex. Lineage: Eukaryota; Metazoa; Cnidaria; Anthozoa; Scleractinia; Pocilloporidae. Gene Ontology annotation, biological process: protein folding in endoplasmic reticulum. The record is from RefSeq and is a predicted model, not a curated record.